Molecule: messenger RNA, 762 nt
Organism: Uncinocarpus reesii 1704
Lineage: Eukaryota; Fungi; Ascomycota; Eurotiomycetes; Onygenales; Onygenaceae
Exons: 5
Coding region: 1-762 (253 amino acids)
Source: RefSeq, a predicted model, not a curated record
AUGGCCACUGUUUUCGUUGGCUAUAUAUUCGCCGUGAUCCUCACCCUGAUCCUGACUCUUUUCUCUUCUCUUCUCUCCCCAAGUCCUCCCAAAGCGACAAAUCCCGACAAAUCUCAACAAAUCUCGACAAUGGUGAACUGGGGGGCGAUGCGUGCGGUGGCGUGGGUUGUUGCCGCCGGUGUGGUGGUGGUGGCGUUGGCGGUCUACUGCCCGAUGCAGGUGCAGCUGUAUCGCUGGGCCCGUAGGGACCAGCAGGACCAGCUGCAGCAGACGGCGGCUGACCCUCAACAGACGAUAACUGGCAAGAUUGGUGGAUGUACUCCGUACUCCUUAAUACUUUGUGGUGGCGGCCAUUUCCCCGACACUAUGUGCACGCGUGCUGAACCCGCCGCCCUUUAUAAAGCCAUUGCCCCGGCGGCUCCGCGGAAGAGUAACGGCUGUAAACAGGUUACUGAAGUCUGGCGUCCGCAAGUUUUCGUGUUGCAGGAGCUGGAGAUCGCGCAGAGACCGGGAGUUGAUUGGGUUUUUGUUGUGCCAAUCGUGAACAGCUUCGCACAUUCCAAAGUUCCGGCUCACAAAGAGAAAAGCUACCAGGCCCCCGCGAUUGAAAUUCACCUUUGUUUUGCAUCUCUUGCAUUUGUGCCGAUCGUAGUUGCCUUUGAAAAAGAGCUGUGUAACCGCUUCAUCCCCCGUGGUCAUAUGUGGGCACAACGGGAUAUUCAGACUCUUGCAUAUAUUGGCAAAAUCGCGGCUCGAAGAUAG